Messenger RNA from Tachyglossus aculeatus (Australian echidna), 4288 nucleotides. It is a transcript of the gene RAD50, whose product is annotated as RAD50 double strand break repair protein. The transcript is spliced from 26 exons. Gene Ontology annotation, molecular function: G-quadruplex DNA binding; double-stranded telomeric DNA binding; ATP hydrolysis activity. The record is from RefSeq and is a predicted model, not a curated record. NCBI's taxonomy places the organism in Eukaryota, Metazoa, Chordata, Mammalia, Monotremata, Tachyglossidae. The coding region runs from base 131 to 4069 and encodes 1312 amino acids. Gene Ontology annotation, cellular component: Mre11 complex; nucleus; condensed nuclear chromosome. Gene Ontology annotation, biological process: double-strand break repair; telomere maintenance via telomerase; telomere maintenance via recombination.
GCGGUCGCAGAGGCUGCGGUGCGGCCUGUCGUCUGGCUCUCGUCUUCCGUUCACCGCCCACCGCUCGCCCCUUCCCGGGGAGGGGGAGAAUCCGGAUUUCAAAUUUGAAGGAAAGAAAAUAGUUGCAAGCAUGUCUAAGAUUGAAAAGAUGAGCAUUUUGGGCGUGAGGAGUUUUGGAAUAGAGGAUAAAGAUAAACAAAUUAUCACUUUCUUCAAUCCCUUGACAAUUUUGGUUGGACCCAAUGGUGCAGGCAAAACAACUAUCAUUGAAUGUUUGAAAUAUAUUUCUACUGGAGAUUUUCCCCCUGGCACUAAAGGAAAUACAUUUGUCCAUGACCCAAAGGUUGCUCACGAAACAGAUGUUCGAGCUCAGAUUCGCCUGCAGUUUCGCGAUGUGAAUGGGGAACUCGUUGCUGUCCAGCGAUCCAUGGUGUGUACUCAGAAAGGGAAAAAAACGGAAUUUAAAACCCUGGAGGGAGUCAUUACCAGGUCAAAGCAUGGUGAAAAGGUUAGCAUCAGCUCAAAAUGUGCAGAAAUUGACCAAGAGAUGAUCAGCUCAUUUGGGGUUUCCAAAUCGGUGCUCAACAAUGUCAUUUUCUGUCAUCAAGAAGAUUCAAAUUGGCCCUUAAGUGAAGGGAAGGCUCUGAAGCAAAAAUUUGAUGAGAUAUUCUCAGCAACAAGAUAUAUCAAAGCCUUGGAAACGCUUCGCCAGGUUCGGCAGACACAGAGUGUUCGGGUGAAGGAAUGUCAGACGGAACUGAAAUACCUAAAACAGAAUAAGGAAAAGGCCUGUGAAAUACAAGAUCAGAUUGCCAGUAAGGAAGCUCAGUUAACAACGUCUAAGGAUAUUGUCAAAACUUAUGAAAAUGACCUUGAUCCACUGAAGAACCGUCUAAAGGAAAUUGAACAGAACCUUUCCAAGAUACUGAAGCUUGACAAUGAAAUUAAAGCUCUGGAGAGUAGGAAGAAGCAAAUGGAAAAAGAUAACUGUGAACUGCAGCAGAAAAUGGAGAAGGUAUUUCAAGGGACCGAUGAUCAGCUAAGUGAUAUGUACCACAAUCAUCAGAGAACAGUAAGGGAGAAGGAGAGGAGAUUGAUAGACUGCCAGCGUGAGCUCGACAGAGUAAAUAAAGAGUCCAGAAUGCUCAAUCAAGAAAAAUCGGAGCUGCUUGUUGAACAGGGUCGAUUACAGCUGCAAGCAGAUCGUCAUCAACAACACAUCAGAGCCAGAGAUUCACUCAUCCAGUCUUUGGCCACCCAGUUAGAAUUAGAUGGGUAUGAACGAGCACCAUUCAACGAAAGGCAGAUUAACAGUUUCCACAAGCUUGUCAAGGAGAGACAAGAAAGAGAUGCUAAAACUGCUAAUCAAGUCAUGAAUGACUUCAUCGGAAAAGAAACCAUGAAACAAAAACAGAUUGAAGAAAUAAGGGAUAAGAAAACAGGACUGGAAAGAGUCACUGAGCUAAAAGCAGAAAUUCAGAGUAAGAAACAGACCGAGUUGAAAAAUGUGAAAUAUGAACUUCAGCAACUGGAGGGGUCUUCGGACAGGGUUCUCGAGCUGGAUCGUGAGCUUGGAAAAGCUGAACGUGAAUUAGGCAAAGCUGAGAAAAACAGCACCAUAGAAGCUCUGAAAAUAGAAGUGUCGGGCCUUCAGGGCGAGAGAGUCGACCUGGACAGGGUCCUACGAAAACUGGACCAAGAGAUGGAGCAGCUAAACAUGCACACCACCACACGAACCCAAAUGGAGAUGCUGACAAAAGACAAAGCUGACAAAGAUGAACAGAUCAGAAAAAUAAAGUCUAGGCACAGUGAUGAGUUAACUACACUGAUAGGAUAUUUUCCCAACAAGAAACAACUUGAAGACUGGCUUCAUAGUAAAACUAAAGAGAUUAAUCAGACAAGGGACAAACUUGCCCAAUUUAACAAAGAACUAGCUUCAGCAGAACAAAAUAAAAACCACAUCAGCAGUGAGCUAAGGCAAAAAGAAGAGCAGUUGAACAGUUAUGAAGAAAGGUUGCUUGAUGUUUGUGGUAGUCAAGAUUUUGAAAGUGGCUUGGUCAAACUUAAGGAGGAAAUUGAAAAAAGCUCCAAACAGCGAGCAAUGCUCGCUGGAGCCGCAGCCGUUUACUCCCAGUUUAUUAUUCAGCUAAAAGAUGAAAACCAAUCGUGUUGCCCAGUGUGCCAGAGAGUCUUCCAGACAGAGGCGGAAUUACAAGAUGUGAUUAGUGACUUGGAAUCCAAGCUGCGUCUUGCUCCCGACAAACUGAAGUCCACGGAAUCUGACCUGAAGAAAAAAGAAAAAAGACGUGAUGAAAUGGUGGGACUUAAACCAGUAAGGCAGCAUAUAUUAGAGUUGAAAGAAAAGGAGAUACCAGAAUUAAGAAACAAACUACAGACCCUAAACCGGGACAUUCAGCGCCUCAAAUGUGACGUAGAAGAACAAGAGACCGUCCUAUGUACCAUAAUGCCUGAAGAAGAAAGUGCUAAAGCCUGUUUAACAGAUAUUACAAUUAUGGAAAGGGUCCAGAUGGAACUUAGGGAUGUGGAAAGAAAAAUAGCACAACAGGCUGCUAAAUUACACGGAGUUGAUUUAGAUCGAACUGUUCAGCAAGUUAACCAAGAAAAACAGGAAAAACAGCACAAACUGGAUACUGUUUCCAGUAAAAUGGAAUUGAAUCGUAAGCUAAUACAGGACCAGCAGGAACAGAUUCAAGGCCUGAAAAGUACAGUAAAUGAUCUUAAAUCAGAGAAACUCCAAAUCUCCAGUAACUUGCAAAGACGUCAGCAACUAGAGGAGCAGACAGUGGAAUUGUCCACUGAAGUUCAGUCCUUACACAGAGAGAUAAAAGAUGCUAAGGAACAGCUAUUUCCUUUGGAAGCUACUCUAGACAAACUCCGACAGGAGAAAGAAGAAUUAAUCGACAAAAAGAACACGAAUAAUAAAAUAGCACAAGAUAAGUUAAACGAUAUCCAAGAAAAGAUUAAAAAUAUCCGUAGCCACGUGAAAGACAUUGAGGAUUACAUUCAAGAUGGAAAAGAAAACUAUAAACAGCAAAAAGAAUCUGAGCUAAAUAAAGUAGCAGCUCAAAUCAGCGAGUGUGAAAAGCAAAGGGAAAAAAUAAAUAAUGACAUGGGAACAAUGAGACAAGAUAUCGAUACGCAAAAAAUACAAGAAAGAUGGCUUCAGGAUAACCUUACUUUAAGGAAAAGAAAUGAAGAGCUGAAAGAAGUCGAAGAAGAAAGAAAGCAGCUUUCGAAAGAAAUGGGACAGAUGCAAGUUUUGCAGUUGAAAACGGAGCAUCAAAAGCUAGAAGAAAAGAUAGAAACUCUGAAGAGAAACCUCAGUUUGGCAUUAGGGCGACAGAAGGGUUAUGAGGAAGAGAUCAUUCAUUUUAAGAAAGAACUUCGAGACCCUCAGUUCCGGGACGCAGAAGAAAAGCACAGAGAAAUGAUGAUUGUUAUGCGAACGACAGAGCUUGUGAACAAGGACCUGGACAUCUAUUACAAGACUUUGGAUCAAGCAAUAAUGAAAUUCCAUAGCAUGAAAAUGGAGGAAAUCAACAAAAUCAUUCGUGAUCUCUGGCGAACUACUUAUCGAGGUCAAGAUAUUGAAUAUAUUGAAAUUCGGUCGGAUGCAGAUGAGAAUGUAUCAGCUUCUGACAAAAGGCGAAGUUAUAACUAUCGAGUAGUAAUGAUAAAAGGAGAUACUGCCUUGGAUAUGCGAGGAAGAUGCAGUGCCGGGCAAAAGGUGCUAGCUUCCCUCAUUAUUCGCCUGGCGUUGGCAGAAACAUUCUGUCUGAACUGUGGUAUUCUUGCCUUGGAUGAACCAACGACUAAUCUGGAUCGAGAAAACAUUGAGUCUCUCGCACAUGCUCUGGUUGAGAUAAUAAAAUGCCGUUCACAGCAGCGCAACUUUCAGCUUCUUGUCAUCACCCACGACGAAGAUUUUGUGGAGCUCUUGGGUCGUUCUGAGUACGUGGAGAAAUUUUACAGGAUCAAAAAAAACAUCGACCAGUGUUCAGAGAUUGUGAAAUGCAGUGUCAGUUCCUUGGGCUCGUAUGUCCAUUAGAAUUUUCUGGAACCAGUUUCCCUUGGUGAGAGACUACUUUUUUUCUCACAGUUGCUCGAUAUUUGCCCUUACCAACGAUACUUUGCUUAGAGUUCAGGCAUCUCAUCUGUUUUUCAACCUAGUCUGGUAACACAAAGAUUACGCAGUCAUGUGAGGCUUUGUAGCUAACUUUUUUGAAUGUCAGCUUUUUGUAUGUAAUAAAUUCCAUUGUGAUUUGGA